Pieris macdunnoughi is the source of this 435-nucleotide messenger RNA. NCBI's taxonomy places the organism in Eukaryota, Metazoa, Arthropoda, Insecta, Lepidoptera, Pieridae. The record is from the annotation of a GenBank genome assembly.
AUGCGCGUGGCUCUGCUUGCUGCCGUGCUCGCGCUGCUAGCGACUUCCGGCGCGCGGAGGCUCCGCGUGCUGAACGGAGAUGCUCGCCCUACAUUUUACGUGGGCAUCGCCGCGCCGCCUUCGGCCGCCGCCGCCGUGGGCGCUUUCAACCGCACCCUGGCGGAAUUAUCGCACAAAUUCCUCGCUGGCGACUACUUGCGAAAUGUGUCUUUACUGCCGCUGUAUAUCGAAUUACCGGAAGAUGAAAGAUUUUAUUACAUAGGCGCCCCUAAAUGCAAAGAAGCGUUGGCCAAACAGUCCUUCGUUGGCGUCGGGAAUACAAAAUCAAUCAAUCAUAUCUAUCAAACUAUUUGUAAUGAUUUAGCACAUAUUGGGAAUAUGUUAACAGUAUCACUCUCGACAUACAAUAAUAUGUACGUUCCGCAUAGUAUCUGA